This is a messenger RNA of Hippoglossus stenolepis (Pacific halibut), 3530 nucleotides long. RefSeq names its product RAR-related orphan receptor C (gene rorc). Gene Ontology annotation, biological process: regulation of transcription by RNA polymerase II. Bases 458 to 1975 code for a protein of 505 amino acids. The record is from RefSeq and is a predicted model, not a curated record. The transcript has 13 exons. Gene Ontology annotation, cellular component: nucleus. Gene Ontology annotation, molecular function: zinc ion binding; nuclear receptor activity; RNA polymerase II cis-regulatory region sequence-specific DNA binding. Lineage: Eukaryota; Metazoa; Chordata; Actinopteri; Pleuronectiformes; Pleuronectidae.
UCAACUGAGCGCCACAGAGCAAAACCCGAUCCGCUGCUGUUACGUAAGAGCCGGUGACAUAACUCUCCAGCCCGGGAUGGUCAGGGCGCACAGAGAGCGCACGGAGGGAGGGAGGGAGCCGGAGCGCACGUCCUGUGUUCGGCCGGACGGUCCAGCUGCCCUCGCUCCUCUCUGCCGCCGCUGCUGCUGCUGCUUCAGUUGUCGGGGUGGAAAUUUGAUUAUUUCAAAAAACAAGCGCACAGGAGGAGGACGAGAGUGGAGUAACCGCACGGAGAAGUGGGGAAGAUGACGGUCGAGUUUUGGGAGCCGCUGUAAAGGACUGGAAGAGGAGGAAGAGGAGGAGAUGGCUGUGCAUGUAUUCAAAUGCCUGCGCCGACCUGAGCGCUAGAAACAACCAACAGGUGUGUGUGUGUGUGUGUCUGUGUGCAGGGCCGUGAAGUGUUUCCACAGGGGAGUUAUGGAAUAUGAGGAUCCAGACGUGCCCCCCGCUGACACCCCUAUCAAGAGAGGAGGAGCCCUGUCCAAGAAGACUCAUUUGACCCAGAUUGAAGCGAUCCCGUGCAAGAUCUGCGGCGACAAGUCCUCUGGCGUGCAUUAUGGAGUCAUCACCUGCGAGGGCUGCAAGGGAUUCUUCAGGCGCAGCCAGCUGCCCACUGUGUCCUAUUCCUGCUCCAGGCAGAGUAACUGUCAGAUCGACCGGGCCAGUCGCAACCGCUGCCAACACUGCCGUCUGCAGAAGUGCUUGGCACAGGGCAUGAGCAGAGAUGCCGUGAAGUUUGGAAGGAUGUCCAAACGUCAGAGGGACUCUCUUAUCGCCGAAGUGGAGAAGCACCGGCAGCAGCAGCUGCAUCAGCAGCAGCUUCAGGGAGACGUCCAGUCUGUGUUGUCCUUCCCCACCAAAGCCAGGCAAGACCGCUCCCCCCAGCUCCUCCAGCCCAUGGCUCCAGCCUACUCUGUCACUGGUGAGGCUGAGCUGCUGUCCUACACCAAUAAUGUUCACCCUUACCUUGUGUACUCUGCCAACGAGUCGCAGGUGUCAGGGAUGAUCUACAGAAGCUCCGGUGUCUCUCCCACACCCAGAUCCCAGGGGAGGGGGGGCCAAAACGGACACCCUGACAUAAGAGGGUUUGACUUGAGACAGCAAUCUCAUGAUCUGACGGCGAUCCAUCCCUACAACCCUCUGGAGGAAUCCUACAGCAUUUAUCCUCACUCUCUGAGAAACAUAGAUGAGCUGUGUGCCAGUAUUGUGCGUUCCCACCGAGAGACCAGCCAGUUCAGGGUGGAGGAGCUGCAGGCUCUCAGAUGGAAGCUGUUCAGUAGAGAGGAGAUCCAAGCCUAUCAGAGCAAAUCAGUGGACGAGAUGUGGCAGCAUUGUGCCAUUCGACUGACCGAUGCUGUGCAGUAUGUAGUGGAGUUCGCAAAACACAUCCCAGGUUUCCGUAUGCUCAGCCAGAACGACCAGAUUGCACUUCUCAAGACAGGCUCCAUGGAGGUGGUUCUGGUCAGGAUGUGUCGGUUCUUCAACACAGAGAAUAACACUGUCUUCUUCGAUGGGAAAUUUGCUGGAGUUGAGGUCUUCAAGUCUCUGGCGUGUGGUGAUUUGAUCACAGCAGUGUUCGACUUCGCUCAUGACAUGUGCGCUCUAAAGCUCACUGAGCAGCAGAUCGCUCUCUUCAGUGCUCUGGUGCUGAUCAACGCAGACCGUCCAUGUCUGGAGGACAGAGGCAGGGUCCAGCGGGUGCAGAGAAGCGUGGAGUUAGGACUCACACACAUUCUACACCGAGACAACCUGGAAGGUCUAUUGCACAAGCUGUACCAGAGGAUGGCAGUGCUGCGUUCGCUGUGCAGUCUUCACAUGGAGAAGCUGCGCUGGUUCAGUCAGCGUUACCCUCUCACUGCUCACUCUCUGUUCCCUCCGCUCUACAAGGAGCUGUUUGCCUCAGAAGCCGAGCUGCUGCCAGGGACCACACACUGAUGAUCCAGUAGCAUAAACCAAACAGACACACACACACACACAGACACACACACAUGCAUAGACACAUUAUUUUAUCACUUUCUGACAGAGUCUAUUUUUCUAAUAAUGGAAAUAAAUGAGAUGCCCACAGUAAUCAUAGUGUGUUAAGUAUUACAUGACCUCCAGAGCUUUGUUUUGGUAGCUUAUGUCAAACAUACAUUUCAAUAUUUUGAUAGCUUAAAACUACCAGUUUUACUACCAGGGGAAUUUUGUGUUUUGUUGCAACAUUGUCUUUGGGAUACAGGAUUAAUUUUCCCUCAGGAUGUGCUGUUGUGAUUCUGUUCAGUCAAUGUGUGUUGACUGUCAAUGCUUUCAGACUGAUAGAUUCAAAGAGGCAGGACAAUGGCAACAUGGUCCACUGAGACUUAAAGUUGUAGUCCACUCAACAUCUGUCCAACAGCUUUGGAUCAGCAGUAGAUUUGAAUCUGAAUGCAAAUUACAAAAAGGAAAUAGCACAAAAUAUCAAUAAAAUACCAAGACCGAUUUUUUACAGAUGCAAGUAUGAUGCAACUCAAAAGAGCACAUACCUCCGCCAAGGCCCAUCCGUCCCCUUAAAUUCAAUCAAGCUGCACCAAAUUUCACACACGGUUUCCUAAAUGUGCCUCCCUUUUUUCCCCAAGAUCCGUGAACUAUUCCCUGGUUAAACAGUGAAAAUAUUGCUGUCGGUGGAUUGCUGUGCACGUCCACCGUGUCACGAAAAUAAUCAACUUUACACAAUCCGCUCUGUGCACAGAAUACAUCCACAUGUUCAUACUCUGUAUGUCUCAAAAGAUAGAUUUUGACCUCAGUAUUGUUUUUAUACAAAUGUGGGAGCCAUGUGGCAGAAACACAGAGCAGUGACAGUAUGGGUGAAGCUAAAAAAACUUGUAUCUUUUGUGAAAUCAUACUCUACUUUCAGGAACCUUGAGCACAUAGCGAUCACAGAUUGGCAUUAGUUCAGCAUCAUUGUGCUAUUUCAAUCAUGUUAGAUAUUUGAAGGUAAAUGUACAUGGCAAAACAAGUAUUCCCUACAAAAUGUGAAACAUUGGAAGACAUCAGAUUCUGCACACUCACUCAGAGAAAAACAUCUGUAUCUGUUAUAUCUGCCUCUUUGUAUCCAGAUGUCACUAGAGAAAUGUUUCUCCUCAGGUUGAUAUUGUCAAGUCCUACGAAGCAGCAGUACCUCAAACUUUUUUUUAUCCUUUGUGUUUGAAUAACUUCUCACUGGCUUUUGUAUCUUUAAAGCUUUGGAAACAAUGUUGCAUUUAAUGUAGAAAACAUGAUGGAGAUAGAGUAGACGUUGCUUCCUCUGUGUGCAAACUUUUCCCUUCUUUCUGAUUGAACUUGCAUAUGUUUUGUUUUCUCUACACGCAGUAACUUUAAAUAAAGCAAUGAGUAAAGAGGAAAUGACGAGAGGCUCCAGCAUUAAAUACCGUCUGUCCGGGUGUAGUCCUUUCUGUUCCUGGAACAGCUGAGAUCAUAAUGAAAUUAAGUCCAUGUAAAUCCUCUAAUAAACUGCUGAGGCUGUGACACCAAG